CGUUGGGCAUGCGCGGUAGGGUCACAUAAUGUUCUUCUGGAAGUCACUAGAGAUGAAAAGAUAAUGCAGUGAAGUGCUGCCAAAGCUAAUCCAAUUUAGACGCUUUUUCUAUUCGCUCAUAUAAUGUAUUAAUGGACCCCGUCCAGAAUGCCGAAAUCGAUCUUGUCGAACGCCAAGACCAAUUAAGCAACACCCUCUCACAAUUACAGCGAGGGCACUGUUGCCCAUAAUCGAUAACGACCGCCUUUGUUUACCUUCUACAAUCGAUUAAUUUCCUUUGGACCAACAUUACACGCUCAACUGGCCGAAGACUUUGAGUUAACAAAAGGAUUGCUCUUCAAGUAACGUCUUGCCGACACUGGAGUUUUUUAAAUUUACAAUGGUUUUCCUCCUGCAAUAUCCAUCAUCGAUUUUUCCCGUUGGUUCUAAUGCUCUCGGAGUUUAUAAAAAGGGGAAAAGAAAACGGUUAAUCGACUCCUACUUCGAUAUUGGGGCAAAUUGUGAUUCGCGGCACUGAGCAACAAAGAAACACAAGCACACGCUAUUCGAUUCCAACUGCCAGUCAAGCUGCUGAUUGAACUCAUAAGCUCCUUCCAUGAAUAACGAGUGUAUGAUUUAGAGAUUCUUACAGACACCGCCAACCAAGUUGGUAGCCGGGAGAGUAAACUAACUGGAGAGCCCCCUCACAAAGAGAUACUCCAUCGUGAUCGUCGUGAGAUAAUCAAACCUUCGAGUAAAUAUCAGUGACGCACGGGGGGAGUGUCAGUCAUACCGUCGCCAUUUACCAGUGAGCAUUCGACGGUAGCUUACCUCGCUAGGGACGGCGGAGCGCAAGUGAGAUACGCUGCUGACUGGUUUCCCCGACACGGCUAUCGAUGCGCUAAUUGGCGCAGACGAUGAAUCCGUACUGACGUCGUCUGCUGCUAAGUCCUACCAUGGUCCUACCAUGUGUUCCAAGCUCCAUGGUUCUAGGUUCCCGGAUAUAACAGCGAACGACAUCGCCGUCUAGCUGACAUUACUUUCCAUUGAGGUGUGUAGAGAACAAGCUUUAAAGGUGAGGCCAGUGCUGCUUCAGACUGCUAGCUGCGAGUUUCACCGAAACCCUUACACCGCUUGCCUCACUUCAUCCUUCGACCCUCUGCCACGGGCAUGGACAACACCUCUCUUCCCGCCACGGUUGUCUCGGAGGGCGUGCCCGGAGAGGGCGGGGAGAACGAAGAUGACGUCGUCUUGCGGACCAUCUCGCCCAUCCUCCUUGGGAUCAUGUCCUCCCUGGCCCUCAUUGGCGUGGUGCUUGCUGUGGCCUUCUUAAUCUUCAACGUCAGAUAUCGCCAGAGCCGCCUCAUAAAAAUGUCAAGUCCAAACCUGAAUAUCCUUAUCGGCGCCGGCGCCAUUUCCAUCUACGCAUGUGUGAUGCUGUUCGGAAUCGACGCAGGAGUUACGUCAUCUAAAGUCGCGCUGGAGGUUCUUUGCAAGGUCCGUGUGUCGCUGAUCACCUUGGGCUUCACGCUGGUCUACGGCUCCAUGUUCAGCAAGGCGUGGCGGGUUUACAGAAUAUUCGCCCACGCGGCUGCCAAGCGGAUGGUGAUUCGAGACGGUCGCCUGAUGAGCAUGGUGGGCGGAUUGCUUGUACUUGACUUCGUGGUGCUAGCGCUGUGGCUGAUUUUGGACCCUCUCAGUGUCAAACUGACAACGAUUCAAACAGCUGUUGAGGAGGGCAAAACCUCGUUACCACGGGAGGGCGUCCACGUCUGUCAGUCGCAGUACACGGAGGUGUGGAUGACCGUCCUAUUCGCCGCCAAGGCGCUCAUUCUGCUGCUGGGGACGUACCUGUCCUGGGAGACACGCAACAUCACCGUGCCCUCCAUGAACGACGCCAAGUGUAUCGUGGUCAGCGUCUACACCUGCGUCAUCCUAGUCGCCAUGGUGACGGCGCUGAUGACGAUGCUGGAGGCAUGGCCAAAUGCCUGGUACUGCUGCCUGUCGGUGGUCAUGCUGAUCUGCCCGACAGAGUUACUGCUUUUGCAGUACAUCCCAAAGAUAAGGGCAUGGCGCAAGAACCCCGAGGCAAGCUACAGCAUGUCCCGUUCCCUGACCACAUCCUACCUGGCAACAGCACGGCAACGCUCUUUGGCCGAGGUGGAAGAGGAACUCUUUCUCCUCUCCAAGGAGAAUGCAUCCUUGAAGAGGUCACUGUCAGAGAGGAACACCACCAUCAAAGCUCUCCAUGAGCAUGUAGGAGCAGCCAAGGAGAAGCUACGACUCCUCUCUGUGGAUGCUGACAUGCGCCAGGACAGCGGCUGUGACUUUGACAUGUCAUCGUCCUCUACCUGCCAUGAGGACGUCGACAACGUAAGGGUGCGUCCCCCGGAUGUGGUGAAGGCCGAGCCGUGUGACGGUGGCGUCAGAGCCAACGAAGGGCCGCCCGAGCAGCAAGACCCGCACAAGCUGUCCCUGAAGUACGCCAACGUAGCCGCGUUGGAGCGCCAGCAACUGAAGCGCCGACACGGCAGAGAAGGCGGAAGCAUACGCAGCAUCGCCAGCCUGUCCUCCCUGAGAUCCGUCAAGGAGUUCGAGGAUCUGCGCGAGUCCAUCGUCAAAGAGCUGCAUCAGGCGGCCGAUCUGUCGAUGAACCUGCGCGAGGCCAUCACGCACGAUCUCCACUCCUGCCGCAGCACCCCAAUGUACAUGGUCAUCGCCAACACCGAGAGGGAACUGGCUGGGGUCCUGAAGGACUCCUACAACCUGGACGGUGACAACAUCUCCCUCUCUAGCAGCACCUUCACGUACGACAACCCUGUCUUCACGCGAAGCCAGCAGCACAGGCGCAGCCUGGGCAGCAUGUGCACCUGCAACAGCCGGCAGUCCAGUUUCAGGUCCCUGGCGGAUCUGGCAAUGGAAUUUUCAGAGACCGACGAUCGGGAUGUUCCUUCGGUCUCAAGAAACAUGCAAUGGCCGCAAUAUAUUCCACCCCAAAUGGAUGGAGAUAGAGAAUUACCUCGUGUGGUCAAGAGCUCAGAGACUGACACCUCCCCUCCAAAAAUGACAAAAAGUGUUUAUCACACUUAUGUAUGAUUCUUGGGAGGUAAUAUGUUGAAAAUGAUUUAUAAAAAUGUGGAUGCACCAUUUUUUCAGCUGAGAUUUUAUCCUACUGAAGCAGUGAUUUUCGCGAUGUUAUCAGGCAUCGGACCCCAACAGGCAGCAACAUCAGGGAACUUAAUGGUUUCCAUUGUAGGAAAUGUUUAUAGCACAAAUCUCGUAACUGUGCAGUGUCAUGUCAAUUAACGGAGCAGUUUAUGAAAUACCGUAAUGACCGUCAUCCGAUUGGUGGGAGGCGGAUCACGUGUCACGUGAAUUAUUUGGCAUUAAUCCUCUGUGGAAUCGUCUAUUAUUCCAAUUGAUUAUACCGUUGUACUGCACCCCGCACUUCGGCUCUUCGCACUCAGAAAUCACGGUAGACACGCAUAUGGUAUGCGCGUUGACGGCUGUUCACACAAACCCACUCAUUUCCCCCCGCAAUCUCACCAGAGCCUGAGAGUUGACCCCCGUUUGUCGCGCUUCCAGGACCCUUGGAUAGGAAACAUAGCGUGCAAAUGGUUCAGAAUGUGCAAUUUCUUUUCGUUCGUUUAGUUCUCAAAUAUCACCUCGGAAACGGUAUUGUUACGAAUACUUGCUAGAAUAUUGAUUUAUAGAAACUGAAAUUUUACCUGACCUGAAAGGAACAUAUCCUGCCAAAAAUUGACGUCUCACUUCCGAAAAUCUAAAACACAUGAAGAACAGUGCAAUUCAGUGUUCUCAUACAAAGAGUAAUAAUUGACGACAUCAAAUUCUAUGGCAGUCAACGUAAAGAUAAAGUGAAAGCAGAUCAAAAUAAGGAAGGCCUAUAAGUAUCUUUACAAUUGAUAAGGAAAUAAAAUCGUUUACAACAGAUUCUGCAGUUUAAUGUAAAAUUUGCUGAUAAGAACGGCGUCAGGUAAACUCGACUGGAUCCAGAGCUCAUCGACUGCAGGUCGGUGAAUCUUUGCAGCCUUAUAAUAUCUCGUUUUCACUCAAAGCAGAUGAAGUAAAACGUGCUUCAGCAAGGAGACCUAGGAACGAUAUUGCCGGAAGUUGAAAGGUCGUAAAUAAAAAUUGUUUGGGGCAGUCUCCAGGCAACGUUUCCAAAAUAUUAUUUUAGGAGCACAAUGUCAAAAUUCCGACAUGAGUAUUUCUUAGGGUGGUUUAAGUCUGGAAUCAUUCUAAAUUUAUCGAACGUGGUGGGACAGCUCCAUGUAAAAUCCCCGUACACGGACGGCUCGAGGGUUCCGGAAGUUCGAUCGCUGCGUGACCUAUUACUCUCAGGCUCUAUAAAAGUGAAAAACCCGGAACAUUUUUUUGUCUUCUGUCGGGUGAGAGGCAUUGUGUACACUCUUAAUUAUUGGCUAUGCUUUUUAUUAUACAAAGAAACUAAACUGGCCAUCAAACGAUUAGAGCAAUUGUUUAUGUAUGAACACAGGGCACAACAUGAAAACUGCAUUUUCACUUCAGACAGACGAAGUAGAAAAAGCCACUUGCACAAAUUUUACGAAAUGAGGAUUUAUUCAGGUGUCAUAAUGGAAUGAAUUCUUCACUCAUUGUUUUCUAUGAUAAUAUUUCACAAUUGGGGUACGUGUGCUCCGGCUUGAACGGGGCCAUUGCUUUUGCCUUGUCCAAUUUUCAUAGUUGGCGCAAGUUAUAUUGCCAAUAUUUGGCCUUUAUUUAUUUCAAAUUCUGGAAUAUUUUGAUCGUAAUUAAUCCUACAUGUACUUGCGUGUUUGAUAUCACUAUCCAAAGAGACUCAGCAAUGCGACUUCAGUGUACAGUACUGUAGGAAUCAUUAAUUUCUUGAAAAACAAUGUAUCGGACCGUUUUAAGGCCUUUCUAGGUACAGAUUUUUAAACAAUUGACGGCCGUAGGUAUCACGUGUAGCAGAUUUGUAACUUUCUUGAUCCACUGACUUGGUGUAUACUGCCACCAAUGGAUGCCUGAUGUACAGACAUACAGGUAUUUUUCUACUGCAACCGAGUGACUUUGAAGGCUCCAAUGCAUUUCCCAGGCAAGAGCAACCUUAUUUACUGCUAGACGGUCCAGAGGUGUUUUUAUGUGUAUAUUUAUGAAACGUUUUAUCGUUGAGUUUGACCCAGAUGAGACUGAAUAAAAUAGUCGGCAUAAGAUGAAAACGUGUGUGUAGCUACCUUGUGGGUUCAGGGUUUCAGACUGUCACUUUCUUUGUCUUCAAUCCUGACUUCCAAGAAUCUGUGGUAGGAGUGGAUAAAAAAAUCUGGCUUGGUGGGCUUUGAAAUAACUGACCAGCAUUCCUCGGCAACAGGCCCCGAGCUGGACCAAGAGAGGGCGCGAUUUCGCUUGCAACGGAAGGUCCUCCAGUGGGAACUGAAUCGAGGGUUUUCAAGAACAAUGAAACACAAAUGCUGCUGCAGUCAUAUCGCUACCGAUAUAAUUAACACCCCCUCCAGCAUGGGCCAUGGCUCUUUUCAACCGAUGAAGGGGUGCUUCGCUCAAGGCGGAUAUAACAAGUUGUUCCAUAACUAACCAAGACGACUUUGUCCAGUCAUUUCGACACCCAAGUUUGUGAGAACCAGACGUAUCGUUUUCAAAAGACGCCCAAGACAUGUUGGCUAAAAAUGUCAACUUCACUCAAAUGUGCUGCGCAUAAGGGCCGACACACAUUGAGAGCGUGGACUAUGAUUGCAUGGUCCUAAAAUAACACAGAGCAGAUUAAAGCUCGCUGUUAACAACCCUGUCCGACUGAAUUAAAAUGUCACAGACGUAUUCAUAAUGGAUGCCUUUCCAUAUGUAUUCCAAGUUUCAGAAUGACUGCUUGCUGGAGAGCCAAGGCCCCUUCCCACUGUAGAAAAGGAAAACAAAAAAAUGAAACGAAACAAAAACAAAGAAAAACAAAACAAAACAUGGGUCCUACUUAGUUACACAAAUAAAGGGAAAAAAUCUGUGGUUAAUUUGACCCCAACUCCCUGGGGUGUGUGCAAAAUCAAAUAAAAUCAUUAAAAU
Molecule: messenger RNA, 6045 nt
Organism: Acanthaster planci (crown-of-thorns starfish)
Lineage: Eukaryota; Metazoa; Echinodermata; Asteroidea; Valvatida; Acanthasteridae
Product: gamma-aminobutyric acid type B receptor subunit 2-like
Biological process (GO): G protein-coupled receptor signaling pathway; gamma-aminobutyric acid signaling pathway
Cellular component (GO): G protein-coupled receptor heterodimeric complex; membrane
Molecular function (GO): G protein-coupled GABA receptor activity
Source: RefSeq, a predicted model, not a curated record